Sabethes cyaneus is the source of this 8353-nucleotide messenger RNA. It is a transcript of the gene sm, whose product is annotated as heterogeneous nuclear ribonucleoprotein L. Gene Ontology annotation, biological process: regulation of RNA splicing; mRNA processing. Gene Ontology annotation, cellular component: nucleus. Bases 1044 to 2591 code for a protein of 515 amino acids. The record is from RefSeq and is a predicted model, not a curated record. The transcript is spliced from 13 exons. Lineage: Eukaryota; Metazoa; Arthropoda; Insecta; Diptera; Culicidae. Gene Ontology annotation, molecular function: mRNA binding.
AAGAUUUUGCUAGAAGUAAAAGUUGUUUGAGGUAUCAACUGCUAGGUUUAUCGUCAGUCGUUGAUUCCUGUUAGCUGUAAAUCUGCUAUCGGUGUGCUGACCUGCUAAGUGUAGCAGGGAAAGGCUAUCUUUCUAUCAGAAAUAGCAGAAGAAAUCGUCGGUAAAUUUUUCACUACAGAAAAUCUGCAAAAAGCUAGUGCUAGCCUACUUGGUUUCGUGCUACGGAGACAGUCGUUUAUUUUGCCAUUAAAGUGGAUUUUAGUAGGAGAAAAUAAACUUGCGAUUAUUCCUGUUCCGGUGUGCUUGUAGUGGACUGUUAAAAGCUCCGACGGAGUCAGAACGAACGGUUUGCAGUCUAUUUCUCCGUGUGUUUCAUUAUUUGUCAUUUCGGUAGAGUGGCCAUAGCUGUCAUAGCAACGCCUGCCGCACACCCCGCAUGCUCAACGUUUCCGUGUUCGGUUAUUGACAAGGCUUGUAUGUCGAGGAGCAAGACGCGGAACGGAAAAAAAUAAAAUCUCCAAUCUCCGAACAAGCCACGAUUGCGAACUGUCAAGUGUGUGCGUGAAACACACGGCAAAGAGCAAAAUCCAUUGUUUCAUAUCUUUCUUCCCUGCCAUCGUUCAUCGUGCGAAAGCAAAAAGAAAAGUAUAAUUGAAAAAGCAGUGUAUCGAGGAAAAAACAAAAUAAAUUAAUACAUGAGAGUAAAGCAGAAAAUCAUAGAAGAAAGUCGCGUGUGAGAAGCAGUGUCUAAAGGCUUAUUAGCGAUAAAGAUAAGUGAAAACAAUACAGGUUGCAAGUGAAUAAGUUGCUAGACGAAAAAGCCCAAAAGUCAUCCGUCUAGCGUAGCGUUAAGAAAGGUGUUUUGCAUUUUCCAGCUCCCUUCGGUCGUCGCAAUAUAGGUUUUGUCCUAAAGUAGUUUUUCAGUCGGUAGUUUGCUCGUCGUGCUUCCCGUGUGUAGUGUCACCGCUCCAGAUAGUGUCAAAGCUAUCAGUGAUUAUCCAACGUAUUCUGGUUGCAAAGCGGUAACAAAACAAAGCGAAUCAAUGAUCAUGGCGUUCAACGGAAACGGUGCCGGCGGUGGCCAGGACGGGCCGCACAACAAGCGCCUUUGCACCGGCCAGGAGAUGAUCGAGACGGUUCCGCUGAACAGUCGGAACAACAACAACAACAUCAACGUCACAGAUGAACCUCGGCGGAAGCGCGAGGUUGCAACCCGACCGAACCAUAUCCUACUGUUCACCAUCAUCAAUCCAGUCUACCCAAUCACAGUGGACGUCCUACACACCAUCUGUCAGCCCAACGGACAAGUGCAGCGUAUCGUGAUAUUCAAGAAGAACGGAGUCCAAGCCAUGGUCGAAUUUGACAGCAUCGAAUCUGCCACCAGAGCCCGCGAUUCCCUGAACGGAUGUGACAUCUAUUCCGGCUGCUGUACUUUGAAGAUCGAUUACGCCAAGCCAGAAAAACUCAAUGUUUACAAAAACGACACGGACUCCAGUUGGGACUACACAUUGGCCGCCGUCAACAAGGAAGCCUGCAAUGGUCGCGCCCCAUUGCUACAUGAUCCGACCAUCUUCGGUGGAAGACCGACUCCUUACAAUGAUCGUCAAUCACUAGAGCCAGCCCUCCUGGGAGCCGGUGGAGGAAACGGUUUCGCCCCGAGCUUUUCGCCGCCCGAGUUUCAUCCGUCGGAAAAUUGGAAGCCCACCCCGGCCGGAACACACGUCGGACUGAUGAAGGACCCACCCAUAGCCCGGAACGGACCGGCCAACUUCAUCCAACCGGCACAGCAACAGGGUGCCGUCAUGAUGGUAUAUGGACUGGACAACAGCACAGCCAACACCGACAAGCUGUUUAAUUUGUUCUGUCUGUACGGUAACGUUGUCAGGAUAAAGUUCUUGAAAACCAAAGAAGGCACCGCCAUGGUUCAGAUGGGAGACGCUAUCGCAGUCGAACGCAGCAUCCAGCACUUGAACAACAUUCCAAUUGGAAAUGAUGGCAGCAAAAUUCAAAUCGCAUUUUCCAAGCAAAACUACUUGUCAGAAUCCACCAAUCCCUACACUUUACCAGACAACUCAAUCAGCUUCAAGGACUACAGCGCCUCAAAGAACAACCGCUUCCUGUCAUUGACCCAGGCCAGCAAAAAUCGCAUUCAGCCUCCCAGCAAGAUUCUUCACUUCUUCAACACUCCGCCCGGUAUGUCCGAGGAACAGCUGCUGAAUGCUUUCACCAGCAAGGAUUGCCACCCGGCCCAGGUACGAAUGUUCCCGCUGAAAUCGGAACGCUCCUCCUCCGGACUGGUCGAAUUCCCCAGCGUAGCUCUGGCAGUGAACGCCAUCAUGAAGUGCAAUCACAGCGCCAUCGAUCAUAAAGGCACAAAGUUCCCAUUCAUCAUGAAGCUGUGUUUCUCCUCGUCCAAAACGAUGAACGGCGCGUGGAACAACGAGAACAUUGAAAACAUGAACACUAUGGGAGUCGUCCAGGCGAGCCCGAUGUCGGCAGCCCAGGCACAAGCGGCCGCAGCAUCCGUCGCAGCAGCCACCGGUGGAGUAACGGCGGUGGGCGGUGUGCAAGUCGGUGACGAGCCCAUGUAAGCCCAAUGACGACACUAUCGAGCGUUGCGAAUCACAGUCCGAAAAACACCGAAAAGCCAGCCGUUCGUCAGCUCUCAUCACCACCACCCACCAAGCCACUAGAGAAAACUGAUGCUGCUACUACUCAUAACCAACAAACAAGAAAAAACAAAACAAAAAAAUAAAACAAAAACACUAUCAGAGCAUAGUAGUCAAUCGUUGAAAGCUGCUCGUGAAAGGUCCUUCCCUACUUCCCACUGCUGUUUAAAAAAAUCGUGAAUCCAGAGAACUGAAGUACUGGUCUGUUGCGACCAAUAUACCAACUCGAAAAAAAUUAACUGCUAUCUUUUCAACGGCACAGUCCUAGUUUCAAACGCCGUUUUCUAUUUUUCAUUUAGAUUGAGAUAAAAUUAUUAGGCCUGCAAAAAGGUUGAUAUUGAUAUUUCGAUUUGUCUUCCUAAUGAUUUCGAAAAACGCAAAAACGCGGUAAACAAAUUGUCGGUAAAAUCGGUCCAGCUUUUUUCCUUUGUUUUGUUUUUCUCAAGCACACACCUUUCAAGAAGCAAUAAAGGACGGCUAGAGCGCGCGAAGACCAGAAGAAGCUAGGAGGAGGCAGUGAAAAUUUUUUGAAAAAAGACAUUAUUUAUUGUGUAGUCCUAAGGCAACUGAUAGAAGUAGGGUUCCAUUUCCUUUCUUUCUUAGUUUUUUUUUCUGUUUUGAGUUUCCGAUCGUCGCAGAGAGGUAAAGAAAGAGAGAGAGCAGUGCAACUGCCAUUGUAAUUGUAAUUGUACUUUUGUUUUCAUUAGAUAAAUGAAUUGGUUACUGAAUUUUAACUGGAAAAUUUGAAGGAAUCUGAAGAAUGGCGACAAGUAAAGGAGAGGAAAAGUGAGAAAGGUUUCUAAGCUUCAGUUCUGCAAAUCGACCGACAAAAGAUUAUGAACAAAAUUUAUUGAACAUAAAUUUGUUGAACAAUGAAUGUAAAAUCAAGUAGUCAAAUUAGUUUCAAAUCGUAUAUUAUUAGAUAAGAGCGAGAGGGGAAGCUUCGAAGAAAACAGAAAAAAUGUCAAAAAACUGAAAUUGAAAAAAUGUAGUUUAGCGCGUUAAGUUAGUUAAUUUAAGGGAUAUACAAACAAACUGUAUAGAGUUGUUUUAUUUGCAAUAAGUUUUUUUUCUCUGAAAACAAUCAUCACGCUGAUUUGACACGAAAACACACCUACACACAUACAUAUACAAAACAUGAACAUAAGAACACUUACGCCUAAGUGUAUUUCUGUAUACUCAAGCACACACACACUCUGCGAAGUAAAAAAAAAAACAAAUCAAGCACCACUUGAAGACACACCAGACAGACACUAACUAGCAGCAUCAUUCGUGAGCCUGUCAUGCUCAUUCCCUUCUCUGACCGCUGCGCUACUGAAAGCUACUGAACUAGCCUAGCAUAGAAGGGAAGCUCCUAUUGUUUAGUUUUAUCAAAUUGCGCAAUCCGUUGUUUUGUGGAACGAAACGACAAUUCAAGAUGGAAAAUUUCCAAACAAAUAAAAGAAAUGUAAAACAAAGCAACCUGUUUCUUCGAGUGUAACUUAGUUGGUAAGGAUUAGCUCAUUUUUGUACAUUUUUAUAUAUACACAUUAUAGGAAAACUAAAUCCUUGUUUUAAGGUUAGACGCCACAGAGUGAGAGACAAGCGCAAGACAAAGGCGAAUCGCGAAACGAUACAAGUUGAUUGUUGAUAUUUUUGUCACAUUUCAGCGAAACGCUAACGUUCGUUUCUUUUUGUUUUUCGAUAACGAUUAAGCCUCUGUUUCUAUUUUUUCUGUUUUGUUUUGUUUCAGUUUUACGUUAAAACCGUUAUUUUUUUCUUUCUUUAAUAUACAAGAGAAAGUGAUCCUGCAGCGAACGGGGAUCGCACAGAGACGUUCGUUUUUCUUCACAAUCACAAUGUUAGAAAACUCAAGCCAAAAAAAGAAAUACAAAGCCUAACAACGGGGUCGACCGAAAGGAGAAAUUUAUUUGUUGUUGAAAUAAAGAAACCACAACAAUGCAACCAUUUUAGUCCUAGUUUGAUUGUGAAAGUUUCGUCCGGGUGUUUGUGUGUCUUAAGUUUCUAUUUCUAAUUUUUUUCAGGUUUGAUUUCUAGAGUCGGUGUUACCGUUUUCCCUAUUUUUUUUCAACUUGGUUAAGUUACUUUUUUCCGUUCAGAAAGCAACAUAUCCCACACACACAAGAAAUUUCAAAAUAACCAAAAAUCACACAGCAGAAACAUAUUUCGAGGAAUAAUUAAGAAGAGAUCGCUAACUCUUAAGCAUAUUACCAAGAAGAGAAGAUGAUGCAUAUAUAUUUACAAGAAGAAACAAAAAUUGUCAGAUUAAACCAAACUUAAGAAAAAAGAAAAAGUCUUAAAAUAUUGUAUAAAUAACGAAGAAAAAAAUAAUCAAUAAUGUAUGGUGGUCCAAUGUUGAGAAAAUAUCAUUUUAUUAUUAUUGAAAGUAUUGCGAUAAACACAACAAGAAUAACCAAAUACCAGCUAAAUGAAUUUUAGUGAAAAGAAACAGUUAAUACAUCAAACACAUUUGCGAGAAGUUCUAUACAGCUUCCCGUCGAAGGCUAAAUAUCGUAGUAGGGACAAUGUCUAACAUGCAGCAAGCAAACUGUCAUUUUAUCUAACACACACACACAAACAGCAAUGCAAAAUAGAUCCCAUACGAAGAACAAACUGCUGUGAACUGCAGCAGCGAAACAAAGCUAGCGAGAGAAUCAAUUAUUAGUUUAAAAGGCAAUCAACUGUUGUUGUAAUUUUUCUCAUCAUCAAUCUCUGUCCAAGUACGGAAACGCUCGUUCUUAGCCAAGUACCACCCCCUCCCCUAAAAGAAACAAAAUAUCAUUAACGUUACUUAAAGGCUGUGGAUGUGCAAAUGUUUUGUUAUGUAUGUGCGUAAGGUAACCGUUAGCAAAAGAAAAAAAAAGAUGCUAAAGCAAAACACCCCGACCCACAAUAUCAUUAGUUGAUCACUUUGUUAUGAUCCCCACCCAGGAAAAAAAUAUAUAUAUUCUGUUCCGCGAUCCAUUUUUCGGAAAUUCAACCCAAGCAAAAAUUUGGGUUUUAUUAUACCUUUAUGACGGUUUUUACCAUCAUAAAACCACAAUAAGAGUGGAAUAAAGUCCAUCUUUCCUGCUUGGGAAUUUAACUAUUAUGAUGCUCUGCAUCACGUAGCAAGAAGCAUGAUUAUUAAGUCUAAAAACUAUUUAAGAUGGAAGCAAACCAACAACAAACACUGAUAGGCGCUAAUUAGACGUUAGGGACGACAAAAACCUACAAAAGUAAAAUAAAAACAAAACUAAUAUCAACACCGGAAAGCAAUCAGAGACAAAAUAGAGCGCGUGCGAGCGGGCUAGUGGGGCUGGUGGAAGGGGCACGCGUGUUUGCCGGGGACGUUCCUUGGGCACACGUGCGUUCACACCGUCCGUCCGUUCGUCCGCCCGCGCACACAAGUAUCAAUACGUAUUGUAGUAGCUAAAUAACACGAAACCCGUUGCUCAAUCAAAAAAAUGUUCGAUUUGCUUAGUCGGUUUUUAGUUAAGUCAGUUUUUCUUUGUGCGUAGAAAUUGUAUUUUUUGUUUGUUGUUGUUGUUGCGUGCGUUAUCGUUAGUCAACUGCGUUAGCUUAUUCUGCGUUCGGUUUACUGCAGGUUAGAGUGAAAAUUUGAAACGGACAUAUCCUGUCGGAACUGUCGGAAAUGAUGGUCGAAAAACAAAUCCGUCUGCCAAAUUAAUGAUUUCUAUUGUGUUACAAUCUAAGUUCCGCGUCUGUCUAAACUAGAAGUCUAGGUGAAAUGAGACACGAGGCUUGUGGAUAUGAGGCCAAAAAGUCAAAAAGGGCGCGAGGCCAAAUGGCCAUGAGACCGAAGGAAUAAGAGCUUGAUAAGAUCCGUGGUACGAUCAAGUAGUAUUAAACUGCUUACUUCUCACUUCUGACAACUCAUUUCUAAUUCAUUCGCCUCUAUUCUACAUAACGAUUGAAGGGGGAUCUGAUCAGAAAAUGCGCUUCGAUCAGAAUACAACGUACGCUAUAACAUACGUCAGUCGGAACGUUUCUGAUCGUAACGGGUCCGAUCGGAAUGUAGAAUCGAGGUGAUUAUUUGAUUGACAUGUCUUGAUACGAUAAGGUGUAAUAAUCAUAGGGCCCUAUUAUGUAAGCCGACCCGAGCGUCUCUUUAUUCGACUGCAUUUUUUGGUAUUAUAGAACUCACGCCCGACAGUUUGUCAAAUAACUCGACUGAUUCGAUCGUUCUGUCACGAAAAAAUCUGUGACUUUUAAAAUGCGACCAUUUCGCUCCACAGGGCAGUGAGUACUGCUCCUCCUCGUGCUUGUCUUCUGCUUUCUCCCUCUUCUUCUUCUCCUCCUCCUCCGUCUUUUCCUCAAGCAACUAUUAGGGACUUAAUACAUACUUAUGGCGGCUUUUUUGAUAAAAAUUGUUCAUCAAAGCUGCAAUAAGAGUGCAAUAAAACUCAUAUUGUUACUUGGGGUUUUCUCUUCCUCCUCUUCCUGCUCUUUCUACAGCUUCUCUUUCUCAUCUUUUUUAUCCUACACUUCCUCUUCAUCAAUAUCUUCUUCCUUUACCGCUUCCCCUCCUUCCUUUUCUCAUCUUCUUCCUCCUCUUCCCCUUUCUCCUCCUUUUUCCCCCACGCUUCCUUGGCCUCCUCCUCUACCGCUGCUUCCCUUCUCUCCUUCCUUUUCCUCCUCAACCUAUUCUCUUCUUAUUAUAUUUCUAUCUCUUUCUUCCUCCUUGUUUUUCUCCUCUUCUUUCUCCUCCCUGAGCAUACAUACCGUUGAGCCCAUCCGACACUACUACUGGGCCAUAUUUAUAACAGCUUUAAUAACCAGAAUUGACCAUCAAACCUGCAAUAAGAGUGUAGUACUUAUUUUAUUACUUGGGUCCUCGUCUUUCUCUUUAUUCUGCUCUUUCUCCUCCUCCUCCUCUUUCUCUUCUUCUACUAACUCCUUCCUCCUCCGCCCUGAGCGUACUUAUCGUGGAGUUCUUUCGGCGCAGGGCGAUGACGUCAAACUUGCGGCUCUUCUGUACAUACGUCGGAGAGUCCAUGAGUACUCCCUUGGAAUUCGAAAGAACGGCAGUACCACGAUUGUUCCGGGCCGAAUUUUCUUGUUCUUUGUUUUGUACAUCGUCGUCGUCAGCCGGGGCUAGAGUCGGGGUGGCUCGUGCUGUUUCAAGCAGUCGUCUCCAUUCAAUUCGAUGUUGGGCUAUUCGUGGCCAAUUUCUCAGUCGAUCCGAAGUCAUAAAUUACUUUCGAGCUGGUCGAGCCAUCUCGCAUGUGGAGCCCCCCUCCCUCCUCUUCCUGGUACCAGCGGGGUUGUUUGAGAGAACUGUUUUCGUUGCACUGUCGUCCAGCAUCCUUACCACGUGUCCGGCCUACAGUAGCCUACUGACUUUCGCCAGUUGUACGAUAGGAAUCUCUCCAAGCAGUUCCUGUAGCUCGUGAUUUAUACGUCUCCGACACUCUCCGCUGUAGGUUUUUCCUCCGCCGAAUAUCGUCAGCAGUACCUUCCGCUCAAAUACGGCAAAUGCGCGUUUAUUCUCAGUGAUCAGCGUUAUGGCUUCAAGUCCAUAAAGAAUUACUGUUCUAAUAAGUGUUUCGUAUCAUCGUCAGCUUCGUACGUCGGCAUAUGUUUCUUGAUUGUAGCGUUUUGAGAAGGGCAAAAUAAGCCCGGUUUCCCGCUUCGUAUGCGUCGCUGGAUCUCUUUACUAGUGUCGUUGUCCGCGGUCACCA